Arctia plantaginis is the source of this 1326-nucleotide messenger RNA. NCBI's taxonomy places the organism in Eukaryota, Metazoa, Arthropoda, Insecta, Lepidoptera, Erebidae. The record is from the annotation of a GenBank genome assembly.
AUGGCUUGGGAUAAAAAAAUAUCUAAAAAUUUAUUAUUAAUCAUUGUGGCAAUAAUAGUUGCAACUAGUCUGCUCAUUAUCGGGCUGGUACUAAUAUUGGUGCAUGUUAAGACUGUUGGCACAGAAACUACAAUAGACUACACACAGUGUAAAGAUGAGUAUGCUCCAGACUACACCUGUGAUGUACAAGUUAGCAAAAAGAGGAUGCCACACUGUGUCUGUUACACAAUUAUUACUCUAAGUGAACCUAUCUUAGGGCCUGUUACUGUAUACUAUGAAUUGCCUGACUAUGACCAAACUCGUCCGGAAUAUGUGACUUCUAAGGAUGACGAGCAGCUCGCUGGGAAUCUGUCAUCAGUUAUUUCGCCAAAUUGUGGAAAUAAUUCGUACGCGGAUACUGAGGGCAAGAAACCAAUCGCUCCAUGUGGAGAAAUAGCUGAUUCUAUGUUCAAAGACCAAUAUACCCUAUUUUACAACGGCAGUAUUGUACCGUCGUUCAACACAGGAUUGAAUGGCAUUACCGAGGAGGACAAGAAAAAAUACCGAAAUCCACCCAAUGGUGAUCUGCAAGCAGCAUUUAAAGAUUUCGAGAAACCGAAAAGCUGGGAAAAAAAAGUGACGCUACUUGACCCAUUAGAUCCAAACAACAAUGCCUUUCAGAAUGAAAGAUUCAUAGCUUGGAUGAAGACAGAUAUGAAACGAAAGCCGGCUUUUCGAAUUAAUCAAACGGGGAUAUUUGAAGAUGGUCUGUUUGCAGGCAGCUAUAAGUUUCGUGUCAUAUAUCUACCUUCGAACUACAUAACCGGGCCACGAAUAGCAGUAAUAAGCUCUAUGCAUACCGUUGUCAAUAACGGCCAACUAAUCACGGGCAUACUACUAAUGCUUAUAGUCAUCAGUUCCACUUCACCAAAUGGGGCUCCAUUUGGUGAAGUGGAACUGAUAGCAAAUGCACUAGUUACUAUAUCGCUAAUCGAAUCGAAAUCGCUACCGGGUUUAUCUACUGAGUUUGAUAAUAUACCGUGGGAUGGCGACAGCAACGCGGAAGGGUUAUUACAGAGAGAAAAAGAAAACAUCUCGAUCGAUGUAACGGCACCUGGUUCGGAUAGUGAGGAUGACGUGAUAAGGGAAGGUGGAAGCCAAGUGGAACCACAACCACUAACGGUUGGAUCUGCCGGCAGUUCAUCGAUGAUAACUCGGCGAGUCGACUCGGCUCGACCGGUAACAUCGCCUACUCCAGGUGAAUCUGAUGAGGAGCGGAUUAUGGAGGCAGAGUCAGGCAGCCAGAACGAGCCAGCCGAAGAGCCUACAUUCCGUUCAAAGGAAUAA